Umbelopsis ramanniana AG is the source of this 1279-nucleotide messenger RNA. RefSeq lists its product as uncharacterized. Gene Ontology annotation, biological process: protein dephosphorylation. Gene Ontology annotation, molecular function: cation binding; protein serine/threonine phosphatase activity. Lineage: Eukaryota; Fungi; Mucoromycota; Umbelopsidomycetes; Umbelopsidales; Umbelopsidaceae. The coding region runs from base 87 to 1220 and encodes 377 amino acids. The record is from RefSeq and is a predicted model, not a curated record. The transcript has 9 exons.
GGCAUUGGGUGUGAACUAGCUCCUCUAAGUCUAUCAAUCCUUUCUCUCUUAUAAAUUUCAAAACUUACCUUUACACGUUCAAAAAUAUGGGACAAACGCUAUCUGAGCCCGUUGUAGAAAAACACUCCACCGACGGAGGUGAUUCUCGUGUCAUUUAUGGAGCUUCAGAAAUGCAAGGCUGGCGCAUCACUAUGGAAGAUGCUCAUACUACGAUCCCAAACCUCGAAAGUACCGGUACAAGCUUUUUUGCCGUGUUUGAUGGUCAUGGAGGAGCUGCUGUUGCGAAGUACUGUGGUCAAUUUUUGCACAAGAAAGUCUUAGACGAACCAACAUUCUCUGAAAAGAAGUAUGAAAACGCAUUGAGAGAUGGCUUUUUAAAAACCGACCAGGAUUUGCGUGAAGACAAGGAAUUUGCAAACGAUACAUCUGGUUGUACGGCGGUUGUUGCAUUAAUCACAGAAGAUAACCAUGUCUUAGUGAGUAACGCAGGUGACUCUCGAGCUGUUAUUAGCAUUCACGGAAAAUGCAAACCUCUCUCUUACGACCAUAAGCCCGUCAACCGCACUGAAUCGUCACGAAUUGUUGCUGCUGGUGGCUUUGUUGAGUUUGGCCGUGUUAAUGGUAAUCUCGCUUUAUCAAGAGCCAUUGGCGAUUUUGAAUUCAAACAGAACAACUCUUUGCCCGCUACAGAGCAGAUUGUCACAGCCAACCCUGACAUCAUCGAACACAUACUCGGAGAUGAUGAUGAGUUCAUGAUAGUCGCUUGUGAUGGUAUUUGGGAUUGCAAGACGAAUCAAGAAGCUGUAGAUUUUGUUCGUGCUGGAUUGGGACAGAGGAAAUCUCUCAAGGCUAUCUGUGAAGAGUUGAUGGACGAUUGCUUGGCACCUAACAGCGAAAUCGGUGGUGUCGGCUGCGACAAUAUGACUGUGGUCAUCGUCGGUAUUCUCAAUGGCAAGACCGAAGAUGAAUGGCGUGAUUGGAUGGUUUCACGUUGCCAAAGCGCUGUAACAAAGAAGGCAGAGCAUGACGAAGCGAAACGUAAUGAAGUCGAAGAGGAAGACAAUGAACCCAGUGCGGUUUCCGGUUUGAAGGAUGUUGGCCUUACAUAUGAGGCUGACAAUGAAGAGUUGCAAGUUACCUCUGACGCUGACAAGAAGGCGGCAGAGAAGCAAGCUCGGGAAGACACGGCUUCGCAAGCAAAUGAUAAUACCAAUCAGUAGCUUAAUCAUCGCGAUAAUCUCCUACACUACCUUUUUCUCAUCAGCUUUGUUUGUGCGUC